Molecule: messenger RNA, 915 nt
Organism: Nicotiana tabacum (common tobacco)
Lineage: Eukaryota; Viridiplantae; Streptophyta; Magnoliopsida; Solanales; Solanaceae
Source: RefSeq, a predicted model, not a curated record
CUCCAAACUGGAUAGCUUCCAAAUGGGCAAAAUUUUCCAUUUUUAUAUGCAGCGAGGCAAUAUUUCCCUAACUCCUUAUCACUGACUCUGAUCUUCAUCAUCAUUCAUCAACUAUCGGAUAAUCUCUAAAAUAGUUUCUGAAAUCGAUAAAGAGUUAGAAAAUUGCAAUAUCAUUUAUCUUCUCUGCUCUUUAAAAACACCAUUUUCUUGGACCAAAUAUAUAGCACGGUUAGUCUGAGGAACAAUGAUGCAGUUUUCAGUCCAUAGAAUGAGGAAAGUGAGGUCUUUGACUCCAAGGGUUUUUGCUCUCUCUAAUCAUCACUUCUCAGUUGCAAGAUUUCCAAAUUUAAUUGGUGGCAGCUUUGUUGAUUCAAAAUCAUCAGAAUUCAUUGAUGUUAUAAACCCAGCAACACAAGAGGUGGUUUCUCAGAUACCUUUAACCACAAAUGAGGAGUUCAAAUCUGCAGUUACUGCAGCCAAGGAGGCGUUCCCGUCAUGGAGGAACACACCCAUAACCACAAGGCAACGGGUCAUGCUCAAAUUCCAAGAGCUUAUUAGGAAGAACAUGGAUAAGCUUGCCUUGAAUGUGACUACUGAACAAGGAAAGACAUUGAAAGAUGCACAAGGCGAUGUAUUCCGUGGUCUUGAGGUGGUGGAGCAUGCAUGCGGAAUGGCGACUUUGCAGAUGGGCGAGUAUAUGUCUAAUGUAUCAAAUGGAAUUGAUACAUAUAGCAUAAGGGAACCUCUGGGUGUUUGUGCUGGGAUUUGUCCGUUCAACUUUCCGGCAAUGAUUCCCUUAUGGUCUCUGUUCGAACUUGGUUGCCUUCUCUUUGACUUCUAACUUGCUUGAGGAAUCAGUCUCAUUUUCACAUAACAACACUAUGAGAUCAAGAAAGCUUUUGUUUGUGAUUGGUA